AUGGCCACGCAUACUCAAGUCAACCUGCCAUUGCCUGUUCUCCCGGAGACCUGGUCUGGUGAGAAAGAUUUCAAAGCAAUCGGCAAGCUCUCAGCUGCCACACAACGCAGCAUCGAGCCAGUCGGACCUCACUUUCUCGCCCAUGCUCGACGUGCCCGUCACAAGCGCACCUUUUCUGAAGAUGACCGUAUUCAAGCUCAAGAAAAUGUCAAGAAAGUUGAAGAUGAUGAUUCUGGGGAGAUCAGCGAGCCGGAGGAUCCUAUGAUGCUCUCUCGUGAUGCUAAGGACUGGAAGAGCCAAGACCACUACGCCGUCCUCGGUCUAUCAAAGUACCGCUACAAAGCCACCGAAGAACAAAUCAAGCGUGCUCACCGCAAGAAGGUCCUCCGCCAUCACCCUGAUAAGAAGGCUGCAGCUGGAAGUACCGAGGAUGAUAGCUUCUUCAAGUGCAUUCAGAAGGCUACUGAAAUCCUUCUCGAUCCCGUUAAGCGCCGUCAAUUUGAUUCUGUCGAUGAACAUGCUGAUCUUGAACCUCCUACUAAGAAGCAACUUAAAGAGGGUAAAUAUUACAAGUUGUGGAGCAACGUUUUCAAAUCCGAGGGCCGGUUCUCCCGCGUCCAGCCUGUACCCAAAUUUGGAGAUGAGAAAAGCAACAAGGAGGAUGUCGACACAUUCUACAACUUCUUCUAUAACUUUGAUUCGUGGCGCUCUUUCGAGUACCAGGAUGAGGAUGUCCCUGAUGACAACGAGAACCGUGAUCAGAAGCGCCACAUGGAGCGAAAGAACAACAAUGCCCGCAAGAAGAAGAAGACCGAGGAUUCUGCUCGCCUGAGAAGACUGGUUGAUGAUGCCAUGGCUGGUGAUGAGCGUAUCAAGAGAUUCCGUCAAGAAGCCAAUGCUUCAAAGAAUAAGAAGCGGUUGGACAAGGAAGCUGCUGAGAAGAAGGCCCUUGACGAUGCCAAGGCUGCGAAGGAAGCGGAGGCAAAAGCCGCAAAGGAAGCAGAGGAGAAGGCUAAGGCGGAACGCGAACAAGGAAAGAAGGCUAAGGAAGCAGCGAAGGCGGCAGUCAAGAAGAACAGACGUGUUCUGAAAGGCAGUGUCAAGGAUGCCAACUACUUCGUUAGCGGAGUUGCACCAGCCUCGGUCAUCGAUGCUGUGUUGAACGACGUUGAGCUGGUGCAGGGCAAAAUUGAUGCUGAUGAGACUGCGGCGUUGGCCGGAAAGUUGAAUGGCCUCAAGAUCGCGGAUGAGAUCAAAGGGGUUUGGUCAUCUGAGGUUAAGCGGUUGGUGAGUGCCGGAAAGAUUAAGGACAGCGAUGUGAAGGGCCUCGCGUGA
Hyaloscypha bicolor E is the source of this 1335-nucleotide messenger RNA. Its product is annotated as DnaJ-domain-containing protein. Gene Ontology annotation, biological process: regulation of translational fidelity; 'de novo' cotranslational protein folding. The transcript has 2 exons. The coding region runs from base 1 to 1335 and encodes 444 amino acids. Gene Ontology annotation, cellular component: cytosol. Gene Ontology annotation, molecular function: Hsp70 protein binding; ribosome binding. The record is from RefSeq and is a predicted model, not a curated record. Lineage: Eukaryota; Fungi; Ascomycota; Leotiomycetes; Helotiales; Hyaloscyphaceae.